AUGUCGUCGUGUGCACCGUAUUCAUACCGUUAUACCAACCGUUCACAGUAUCUGUUUGAAUUCGAAGGAGUUCCAUUCAACUUUGUUCUCAACGGCAUUAUUUUCGUAGUUUGCGUUGGACUUUAUCUCAUUUUCCGAAAAAUUAUUGAAAGAGAAUUUGUUCCCAAAAGAAAUUUACGUGAUGAUGCAAAAACAAGCGGUGCGUCCAAGUGUCCGAAUUUAGUGCCUUAUUUUUUGAGAAUAAGUUCUCCGGAGUUUGCAAGACGAGCAGGUCUUGAUGCUGUUGCUUAUAUCUUGGUGAUGCGUUUUCGCGUAUUUCAGCUGUUUGCACUUACGCCUAUAUUUGUGCUGUGCUCUCCUUUAUUCUUUAUGGCUCAGGAGUCAGAAAAUACAUUCAGACGUCUAUCAAUAGCUAAUCUUGGAUUGACAGAUACUGGAACUGGUUGGCAAUUAUACGCUAUCGUUACUGUAUCAGUUACACUAUAUUUUAUAGUAACUGGAUUCUGUUUCACUGAAGCCUAUAUAUGGCCGAGAAAGUCUAAAUUUGUAAGAGUUGGAAGACAUUUCCUGUUGAUGAGAAUAAUGAAUACCGUGGUCAGUCAACUUUGGUGA
Messenger RNA from Heterobilharzia americana, 612 nucleotides. The record is from the annotation of a GenBank genome assembly. NCBI's taxonomy places the organism in Eukaryota, Metazoa, Platyhelminthes, Trematoda, Strigeidida, Schistosomatidae.